AUGAGCCUGAACGCCAUCAAGGCGUGGGAACUCCGUGAGACUGAUAAAAAAACUGAAAGCUACCCGGGAAGCCUGGGAUUGACUGCCGAGCUCUACCAGGAAGAAGCCGAGCGGAGUAAGGCUAUGGGAAUAGCGCUUGGAGGGAUGUCGCUUGUGGUACUUCCGCCAAAAGUUGAGAAACGAAAGAUCGAAUCUCGACCUAAUUCCCUAAGGAAAUUGCUUCUCGAUCCAUACGUCAUGGCAGCCGCUGCCGCAAUCUUGGCUUCAAAUUUUGCAAUUGCUGUCUUAUCACCUGGACUUUCGCUCUGGAUGAUCGAGAAAUGGGAUUCAAAUGCGCUGGAUCUAGGACUGCUUUUUCUGCCCUCCUCUGUCGCUUACCUAGCUGGAUCUCAGGUAUUUCCAAUGCUGUCUGUAAAACUUGGAAGUUGGCUUUGCAUCCUGGUUUCCCUGCCAAUAAUCGCAACUUGUCUCGCAACAAUGUCCUUAUUCAAUUCCCAAUGGGGCCUUGCCGCCCCGAUUACGGUGAUCGGGCUCAUGUUAAGUCUCAUUGAAACAUCUGUUUUACCACUUAUGGGAACAUUGGCAGACGCUAGACAGAACGGAGUAUAUGGUAUCUUUUGGCACUUAAAACUCUAU
This is a messenger RNA of Mesorhabditis spiculigera, 636 nucleotides long. Lineage: Eukaryota; Metazoa; Nematoda; Chromadorea; Rhabditida; Rhabditidae. The record is from the annotation of a GenBank genome assembly.